Messenger RNA from Jatropha curcas, 766 nucleotides. RefSeq lists its product as uncharacterized. NCBI's taxonomy places the organism in Eukaryota, Viridiplantae, Streptophyta, Magnoliopsida, Malpighiales, Euphorbiaceae. The record is from RefSeq and is a predicted model, not a curated record.
UGAUGAAGAGUGAGCACAACGAAUUAUAGUCGUUUGGUGCAACUUCACCUUCAUCGCUAUGCAGGAGAAAUAUCGUCCUUAAUAUUUAGGCUUGGUUUGUAAAGCGAAAACAGACGUUUCACCUUUUUUAAUUGUUUCCUAAGUAAACUCGACCCUUCCAUCCCUUCAAUAUCAACUUCUUCCUCCUAGAGAUGAUGCUCAUGUCUUCUGAGUCAGAAACUGAAAAUGGGGAGCGAGUGCAAUCCAAGCAAACACCGGUAUGACAUUACCAUGUCCAAAAGAACAAGAAAGCCUUUGAAGAGUAACAUGCCACAAGCGCAUGCUGAUCUUCGAGGAGAAGAUAAUUUGCUUGCAAAAGUUGAUGAAGAUCGCAAGAGCUUGAAGCAACUCAUCAAUGGCAUUGCCAAUAAUGUUGAAGAAACCAAGGAGGACAGCGAAAAUAGAGGCAGAAAUUCUCUUGGCCAACACUUCUCUGAAGAAGAGAAACAGCUUCAAUUGAUGAGGAGGCAGAACCAACAAGGUCUGCAAGCAGUAAAACUUAAAGGAAUUAUGGGUCGCUAUGUAAAAGUUCUGAGCCAUUUGAUCAAGGUCAAACGCGAUUCUACCCGAACUAAUAUUAGACCCCGGAAAAAGCCUGUUCUCCAUCUCGCAAUGUAGGAUAUCAUAUGUAUUUUCCUGUGGCUGCUGAGCUGAUCAUCUUUUUCAUUGCUGGUAUGACAUGAAAUAUAUAUAAUAUAUACAUAUAAUAUUUUUCUGAACCGUUAAA